CCGUUACCAACAAGGAUCUGUCUGGGUAAUCCGGUUCACCAGGCUUGCGACGUUUAAGCUGUGGAGUCUUCCAAACUAGUUUCCAGUGUCACAGCUCGAUCCAUCGGCUGAAUAUGCCCGAACAUCCAUGCUAAAACCUGGCUAAGAGGCGCCGAACCAGGCAUGAAGUAUGGUCAUGAACGAAGUUAUGAUUCAGACCAGACAUUGCCUCUGAGUAUCACUAUCAUGAAUCUGGUCUUUUUAUUCCUAUUAAGCUGGCGUUAUAGUAUGCGAGUUCCUAUACUCUUCAAAGUACUCGGCCUGCGGGGUGACUAAGCCCACACAUGGCCCUCGCCAUCAGGGGAAGAGCCGCGGAUGCGACAGCGAUCUCCAUUCGACCUUGGUAACGCUGUCAAAUCCGCCCUAAAAAGCAGCCCUCCUAGUCGAUUUCCGGUCUUUCUCCCCGGUUCCGAUUCUGCAAUCCAACUACUCACACUCCUUAUGUCCUCUCGCUGAGUCGUGUCCUCCCGAAUUCCUAGCGGCAGGCACCGGUGCCUGUCCUGUAUGGAGACCCGCUCCCAAUCGCAUCCGCAUCGAUAGCACCUGCAAAAUGGGCAAGACGAACGGCGCAAAGGACCAACCAGAUGCUGGGUUGAGGAGUCUGGAUCACUAUGCAAACCAACUGCCACUCUGGCGCUACUGGCCUCGACAGAAGCUGAUUCCUCUCGUCCGAUAUGAGACGCCAUACCUGGCCUGGGUUCAGGAGAAAGUGCGCACUCCGACACUAGACUCGUACUUUGCGUUCACGGCGAACCUCGGCACGCACACGUUUUUCAUGGUCUUUUUGCCCUUUCUGUUUUGGUGCGGCCAUACCAGUCUAGGCCGAGGACUCGUGCAUAUUCUUGCGUCCGGCGUCUUCUUCAGCGGCUUCAUCAAGGACUUGCUAUGUCUGCCUCGGCCCUUAUCUCCCCCGCUACAGCGCAUCACUAUGUCCGGUUCUGCUGCACUCGAAUACGGAUUCCCCUCGACGCAUUCUACCAACGCUGUAUCGGUUGCGGUCUACGCCAUUGCCCUGCUCAAUUCGCCUGAUACGACGAUCCCCGCGCAAACCAACUUCAUUCUCCAGACAAUUACAUACCUCUAUGUGACAUCAAUCGUGUUGGGUCGGCUAUACUGUGGCAUGCAUGGAUUCUUCGACGUGAUUGUGGGCUGUAUUCUGGGCGCGUUGAUCGGCUUGAUUCAGUAUAACUACGGCCCGGCUUUUGACGAGUAUAUCCUGUCUGCGACGCUAAAGGAGAUUUUGGUUGUUCCCAUUGUUAUUCUGAUCCUCGUGCGCAUUCAUCCAGAACCGGCGGAUGAUUGUCCUUGUUUCGAUGACAGUGUCGCAUUUGCUGGUGUGACGCUUGGCGUGGAUGUGGGCUCCUGGUAUUUUACCACGUCCACUCUGGCCUGGGCUGACCCUCUGCCGGGAACGAUCCCAUAUAACUAUGAGAGCAUUGGCUUGAUCAGAACUGUGUUCCGCCUGGUUGUUGGUGUGCUGUGUGUCUUUACUUGGAGAGAGAUCACAAAACCAACUCUGUUGCGCAUUCUUCCACCCAUCUUCCGCAGUCUUGAGAAAGUCGGCCUUCUCUUGCCCCGUCGCUUUUUUACCACCGCAUCGCGGUAUACCACCGUUCCCACUAAUCUGAAGGACAACGAAGUGUUCCCCAACUUCUCGGACAUUCCAUCCAUCAUCACCACGAUCCGCCAUCCUCGCCGUCGAGCAAUCUCCAUCGGCCCUCAGUCUGAAGCCGAUGCGUAUGAGACUCUCGCUUACCGGGAGAAGCGUCGACGUGAGAGUCUGUCAGGAAGCAACCGUGACUCUCCUGUAGAUGAGAACGGUAGACCUAAUCGUGGACCAGUGUUGUCCAGGAAGCCAUCCAAGCUGGACCAGUACGAACACAUGAUGGGUACUGGUAGUCCCAGCUCAUCCGUGGUAGAAGAUGAUUCCAAUAUCCCUCGCUCGUCGCCACUCCCACCUCCAGAAUAUGGAGUAAUCCGCCGAACGGACGAGAAGGAGGUCUUCUCUCAGAUUAAGAAGCCUCGGGUACGGUACGACGUAGAGGUUGUUACCAAGCUGGUUGUAUAUGCAGGAAUUCCAUGGGUUGUCAUCAACGUGGCGCCCCCCGUUUUCGAAAUGAUUGGAAUUGGAGUUCCCUCUUAGUCGCAUGCUGUUGGGGUUUAUUCUUUCCCGAUCAACAGCUCUCGACUCUCUUUCUCUGGGGUCUGCUUUAUUCCAGCGGGCUGUGCUAGGAACAAAGGCCGGGCGCGCAUGUACAUACCGCGACCUGUAUACUGACAGUCGCCAUUGGCCUAUCCUCGGCCCGACGUAUAAGAUCAUGAUUAUAUAAAGCACAUUCAAUUCUUGACUAUAUCUCGGAUGACUUAGAUCGUGAUGAUCGUAUCCAAACCAAUAUCAAUGAAGAAAUCCAUUCUACCUCGGC
Molecule: messenger RNA, 2462 nt
Organism: Penicillium brasilianum
Lineage: Eukaryota; Fungi; Ascomycota; Eurotiomycetes; Eurotiales; Aspergillaceae
Source: the annotation of a GenBank genome assembly